Macaca mulatta (Rhesus monkey) is the source of this 3095-nucleotide messenger RNA. It is a transcript of the gene USP2, whose product is annotated as ubiquitin specific peptidase 2. Gene Ontology annotation, biological process: protein deubiquitination. The record is from RefSeq and is a predicted model, not a curated record. Gene Ontology annotation, molecular function: cysteine-type deubiquitinase activity. NCBI's taxonomy places the organism in Eukaryota, Metazoa, Chordata, Mammalia, Primates, Cercopithecidae.
CGCUGAGCCCGAGGCGCCGGCUCGGCAGCCAGUCGGCCGGAGCGCGAGAGCAGGGACCCGGGCGGUUGGCGGCGCACGCCGGGGAGGUUGAGGCGGAAGAGCGCGCGUUCGGGCCCCGCGGUAACGGUUACCUCCGGGCGCCGCGGACAGUGUCCUGUGGCGGUCCCGCCGGCUUCGGCGUCUGGACUGUGGCACCGCGCGGGGACUCCCCCCGCGCCCCCGCUGCCAACGUUAAGCGAGGGCCAAAGCCCGCCGCCCGCCCCCCAGCAUGCGCACCUCGUACACCGUGACCCUGCCCGAGGAGCCCCCCGCCGCCCCCUUUCCCGCCCUCGCCAAGGAGCUGCGGCCGCGCUCCCCUCUCUCCCCGUCCCUGCUGCUCUCCACCUUCGUGGGGCUCCUGCUCAACAAAGCCAAGAAUUCUAAGAGUGCCCAGGGUCUGGCUGGUCUUCGAAACCUUGGGAACACGUGCUUCAUGAACUCAAUUCUGCAGUGCCUGAGCAACACCCGAGAGUUGAGAGAUUACUGCCUCCAGAGGCUCUACAUGCGGGACCUGCACCACAGCAGCAAUGCACACACAGCCCUCAUGGAAGAGUUUGCAAAACUAAUUCAGACCAUAUGGACUUCAUCCCCCAAUGAUGUGGUGAGCCCAUCUGAGUUCAAGACCCAGAUCCAGAGAUACGCACCGCGCUUUGUCGGCUAUAAUCAGCAGGACGCUCAGGAGUUCCUUCGCUUUCUUCUGGAUGGGCUCCAUAAUGAGGUGAACCGAGUGACACUGAGGCCUAAGUCCAACCCUGAGAACCUCGAUCAUCUUCCUGAUGACGAGAAAGGCCGACAGAUGUGGAGAAAAUAUCUAGAACGGGAAGACAGUAGGAUCGGGGAUCUCUUUGUUGGGCAGCUAAAGAGCUCCCUGACGUGUACAGAUUGUGGUUACUGUUCUACAGUCUUCGACCCCUUCUGGGACCUCUCACUGCCCAUUGCUAAGCGAGGUUAUCCUGAGGUGACAUUAAUGGAUUGCAUGAGGCUCUUCACCAAAGAGGAUGUGCUUGAUGGAGAUGAAAAGCCAACAUGCUGUCGCUGCCGAGGCAGAAAACGGUGUAUAAAGAAGUUCUCCAUCCAGAGGUUCCCAAAGAUCUUGGUGCUCCAUCUGAAGCGGUUCUCAGAAUCCAGGAUCCGAACCAGCAAGCUCACAACAUUUGUGAACUUCCCCCUAAGAGACCUGGACUUAAGAGAAUUUGCCUCAGAAAACACCAACCAUGCUGUUUACAACCUGUAUGCUGUGUCCAAUCACUCCGGAACCACCAUGGGUGGCCACUAUACAGCCUACUGUCGCAGCCCAGGGACAGGCGAGUGGCACACUUUCAACGACUCCAGCGUCACUCCCAUGUCCUCCAGCCAAGUGCGCACCAGCGACGCCUACCUGCUCUUCUACGAACUGGCCAGCCCGCCCUCCCGAAUGUAGCGCCAGGAGCCACGUCCCUUCUCCCUUCCCCGUGGUGGCCCCGCUCCCUAAGUUUCUUAAAAAGACAAAAACAACAACAACAACAACACGCAAACCUGACGAGAAAAACAAACCUGAAGCUGCCGAGCAGGAGUGGACGCAGCCUGGUCAGGGUCUGGAGCAAGCAGCCGGGCGUUCAUGAGCUGUGGCCCGGCAGGGAAGAUCGCCUGGACGUGGAGCCAGCGUCGCCCCGUGCCCUCGGCGUCUCCGUUUGCAUUUGUAAACUUGUGGGCUUCCUAUGUGUCAGAAACAACCGCGUCUGUGGAGAGCAGGCCCUCGCUGCGCCGCUGCCCGCCGCAGUGCCCGCGCCUCCGAGGGGACAGCGCCCUCUGGAGCUUGCUGGGAGCAUCGCCGCCUGGACGCCCGCGCCGCGGAGGAGCCGGCGCCCAUCUCCACCCGCACCGCUCGCCGGUCCAGAGCCCGAAAACACCCAUGAGCCAAGAGCCCUCUUCACGCUGCUAACUCCAGGGGACAGACGAAAGGACAUCUUUGGAAAACGCUGGUUUUGGUUUUUAAAAAGUCCAACUUUUUUUUUUUAAUUUCCAUAACUAAAGUGUUCAGACUGGAGUGCUCUCCUUCAGGCCUCUUCAUAGCUGGGACAUUGCACUGGUCCUUUGUUUUUCCAAGUACAACUUUUCUAAUGCUAGCCGUGGUGCUAGGUGGGCGUUGGCCAGGCCCCAAGCACAGCCACAGUAGACCUGGGAUCUAAAACAAGUUUCUGUUUGGGGGGUUUGGGAUUUUUUUUUUUUUUUUUUUUUUAAUGUCAUGAAUGGAAUUUAGUUGCCUCCAAGAAUUGUGCCUUAUAGCAUUUGGGGACCAGGGGGUAACUGCCCCUCCCUGAAAUAUCCCUCAGCCUCUUCCCUUUUCCCCAGUGCCAUGUUCACACCCGCCCGGGAAAGGGAUCCUGCCCUUAGCCCUGGCUCGUUGUGCAUUGCAGUGAGGCGAAGAAGAAAGCAGGUAGGAGAUUCCUUCCAACGGUGCAUCAAGUUCUUCCCGCCUACGUCCUCUAACCCACCCCUGGUCUGCUCCCCAGCUGUUUGAAGGAUAGCACAAGCCCCUCGUCCCUAGAGCUUCUCUCCCCUUUUAUUUAUUCUCUUAACACCCCUUUCCCUCCGGCCUUCCUGCCCCCGCCCCCUUCUCAGAGCCUCCUAGACAAUAGGCCCUUUGGACCGAGUUUCUCAGGGAUGCCUAGGCCGCCCCUCAGCCCUUCUUGGCGUUGGUCUCCAGUCCUGCCCUGGGAGCUGGAGUCUGGGUAUUUGGGGCCAUCUUGCCUCCGUUGUAUGGUUCUUACCUGUGGGCUCAAUUUUGCCCUACAUAGUUGGACAAAACUCUGUGCUGUCCUAGCGAGUAAAGCUGUUCACCCACACAGCUGGGCCCGGCUUGUGCCCCGUGGAGCCUGGCACGUUCCAGGCCCCCAGGUGGAGGCAUCAGAGAAAGACACCCUGAGUUUUACUGGCCUGACACCCUUCUCCAGGGAAGACCUGUGAACCUGAGCCCAAGGGCAAGUGUACACUUGUUUACUGUGUAAGCAAGAGUAGAAGAAUGUCUAAUGUACAGUGGAACCUUGUACAGAAUAAAUAAUAGCUUUGAGAAAUCA